This is a messenger RNA of Carya illinoinensis, 1537 nucleotides long. RefSeq lists its product as uncharacterized. The transcript has 4 exons. NCBI's taxonomy places the organism in Eukaryota, Viridiplantae, Streptophyta, Magnoliopsida, Fagales, Juglandaceae. The record is from RefSeq and is a predicted model, not a curated record. The coding region runs from base 50 to 1522 and encodes 490 amino acids.
AACAACCUCCACAUUAAACCGGAAGAUCAAUAGAAACAAAUUAAGAUCGAUGAUGAACCUGUUGCCAUUGUGUCUCCUUCUCACCUCACUAGCAGCAGCCGGGGUGUGGUCUCCAACCCCAGAGCAGCAGAAGCAGAGGCAAGGAGAUGAUCAGAACGUGAUAGUGAAAGAAGGCCAUAGAAAGAUUGUUGUUGAGUAUGAACAUGAUGGCCAGCCUAACACCAUAGUCUUUAUCUCACCAGAUCAACACCACAUACGCAAGCCCGAUUCUAUUGCCAGCGCUGAAGGGGGCAUCUCAUCCGCAACAUCGAGUAUGGUAGAAAACGUUAAGGAGAAGAUAAAAGAAGCCUCCUCGUUCCUUUCGAAUCUCGGCCAAGGCCUUUCACAGUCAUCUAAAAACGAUGAGAUCAGAGAGAGCUAUUACAACGUCACCCAUAAGAAGCUUAUAUGCGACGCCUUAGGCAAAUACAAGCACAAGAUAGCCAGUGCAAUGGGUAAGGCUAAAGAGAUGGAUUCUGAGACGGCACACGAGGCGAUUGACAAGAUGAAGGAGGUGGCACUUGAAGCAAAAGAAGAGGCAAAGGAGCAGGCACGCGAGGUUGGAGAAGCUGCAGGGCACACAUUAGGUAAAUCGAAAGAAACGGUAUCCAGGAAAGCUCGCAAGGUUGAAGAACGCGUUAAAGAGUUUGUAAAGGAUGCAAAGGACAUUACCAAUACGAUUGGAGAGGAUAUAGCCAGGAACGUGUCAGAUAAAGUGGAGAUGGCUAAAGAAGAGGUGGUGGAGAAAGCCAAACAGACGGCAGAGCACGCUGCGGACAAGUUAAAGACUGAUCAGAGCAAGAAGAAAUUGAGCCAGAGUCACAACAAACGAGAGGUUGGGCGUGAUGCUGCCAAGUACGUGAAGUCCCCGGGGAUAAUGAGUUGCUUGAUGUGUGUGAUCAACUUACUGGGGUUGGCCACGGCUUACGGUAUGUGCGUCUGGAUUACAUUCAUUUCGAGCUAUAUAUUGUUUGGGGUCCUUCCAAGGCAGCAGUUCGGGAUAGUGCAGAGUAAGAUAUAUCCUAUGUAUUUCAGUGCCAUGGUUGUUAGCAUCGGGGCGGCUUUGAUGGGGCUCUUGUUGGGCAAUACGGAGAGUUUGUUCUCAAGUACAGCCGAAAUGUUUCAAGGCUAUUAUCUAUUGGCCUCGCUUUUGAUGGUUUUCUUCAAUAUGCUUUUCUUGGAGCCACGAGCCACUAAGGUCAUGUUUGAGAGGAUAAAGAUGGAGAAGGAAGAAGGAAGAGGAAGAGAGGAACUGACUGCUGAACCUAACCGGGCCUCUGAGUGGCGACAAGAUGCUGAUCCUGCAGCUUCAACUACAACUACUACUGCACCCUCACUUGAAGGAGCAGAGCAGGAAAUUAUCAGGAUUCGGAUUGUUAGAUUAAAUGACAAGCUUAAGAAGCUAAACACCUUCUCGUCUUUCAACAUCCUGACUUUAAUGGCUCUCAGUUGGCACCUCGUUUACCUAGGCCAGCGUACUUGACCUAUGGAAGUGCUG